Messenger RNA from Elephantulus edwardii (Cape elephant shrew), 981 nucleotides. It is a transcript of the gene FOXS1, whose product is annotated as forkhead box S1. Gene Ontology annotation, molecular function: DNA-binding transcription factor activity, RNA polymerase II-specific; RNA polymerase II cis-regulatory region sequence-specific DNA binding. The transcript has a single exon. Gene Ontology annotation, biological process: anatomical structure morphogenesis; cell differentiation; regulation of transcription by RNA polymerase II. The coding region runs from base 1 to 981 and encodes 326 amino acids. The record is from RefSeq and is a predicted model, not a curated record. Lineage: Eukaryota; Metazoa; Chordata; Mammalia; Macroscelidea; Macroscelididae.
AUGCAGCAGCAGCCCCCGGCCGGGCCCCCAGCCCUCUCGGCGGAACCCACCAAGCCCCCCUACAGCUACAUCGCCCUGAUCGCCAUGGCCAUCCAGAGCUCGCCUGGCCAGCGGGCCACCCUCAGUGCCAUCUACCGCUACAUCAUGGGCCACUUCGCCUUCUACCGCCACAACCGGCCUGGCUGGCAGAACAGCAUCCGGCACAACCUGUCACUCAAUGAGUGCUUUGUCAAGGUGCCCCGCGACGACAGGAAGCCAGGCAAGGGCAGCUACUGGACGCUGGACCCCGACUGCCACGACAUGUUCGAGCAUGGCAGCUUCCUGCGCAGACGCCGGCGCUUCACCCGACGGGCAGAUGCCGAGGGGGCCAAGGUCCCUGCCAGGGCGCGCCGGGGACCCCUCCGGGUCACCAGCCGGGACCCAGGAGCCCCUGAUGCCACCGCUUGCCAGCAGUGCCCUUUCCCGUCCGAGCAGCCAGAGCCCAAGGGGCUAAGUUUUGGGGGUCUGAUGGGGGCCUUGCCAGCCAGUGUGUGCCCAGCAACCACUGAUGCCAGGCCUCGGCUGCCCACGGAGCCCGAAGAGAUGCCCACACCCAAGCAGGCAGGCCCGGGGGAGCUCACUGUGGCCACGUCGCCCUCCCCAUGCCCAGUGUUUGGCUUCUCUGAGCCUGAGGGUUUGGGCAAAGUGCCUCCACCCAUCUUGACCACUGAAACAGGCAUUGGGAGCAGUUACCAGUGCCGGCUACAGGCCCUGAAUUUCUGUGUGGGAGCAGACCCCAGCCUUGAGCACCUCUUGGCCGCGACAGUCCCCUCCCCUGCUUCCCCUUCCCCUCCAGCCUCACUCCGUGCCCCGCUGCCCCUGCCAGCUGACCCCAAGGAACCCUGGGUUGCAGGCAGCUUCCCUGUCCAGGGAGGCCCAGGUUACCCACUGGGGCUGACUCCCUGCCUAUACCGGACGCCAGGAAUGUUCUUCUUUGAGUGA